Messenger RNA from Zea mays, 894 nucleotides. RefSeq names its product Eukaryotic translation initiation factor NCBP. Gene Ontology annotation, cellular component: cytoplasm; eukaryotic translation initiation factor 4F complex. The record is from RefSeq and is marked provisional. Gene Ontology annotation, biological process: translational initiation. Lineage: Eukaryota; Viridiplantae; Streptophyta; Magnoliopsida; Poales; Poaceae. Gene Ontology annotation, molecular function: RNA 7-methylguanosine cap binding; translation initiation factor activity.
CAGUAAAGGCGCACCAUGGAGGCGGCGGCGGAGAAUAAGGAGGCCGAGCAGGAGCAGCAGCAGCUACCGCACGCGCGGAAGGAUAACGCGCCCGCCGCCGCCGAGGAAGACGAAGCGGAUUCGGAGGAGACCGAGCGCCGCAACCGCGACCUCAAGUCCGGCCUUCACCCCCUUAGGCACAAACUCGUGCUCUGGUACACUCGCCGGACGCCUGGAGCGAGGUCGCAGUCGUACGAGGACAACAUCAAGAAGAUCAUCGAUUUCAGCACAGUCGAAUCGUUCUGGGUUUGCUACUGCCACCUUGCGCGCCCUUCUUCCCUGCCGAGCCCCACUGACCUUCAUCUCUUCAAGGAUGGCAUCCGUCCCCUCUGGGAGGAUCCUGCAAACCAGAAUGGUGGCAAGUGGAUAAUUAGAUUCAAAAAGGCAGUUUCAGGUCGAUUUUGGGAGGAUUUGGUGCUAGUGGUAGUAGGCGACCAACUUGAGUAUAGCGAUGAUGUCUGUGGUGUUGUGCUUAGUGUCCGUUUCAAUGAAGACAUUCUGAGCGUCUGGAACCGGAACGCAUCAGACCAUCAGGCUGUGAUGGCAUUGAGGGAUUCUAUAAAGAGGCACCUCAAGCUGCCACACAGCUAUCUGAUGGAGUACAAACCCCAUGAUGCUUCGCGGCGUGACAACUCGUCCUACAGGAACACAUGGCUGAGAGGAUAGAUAAGCCCUAUGAUACUCGCCAGCUUCACUGCGAUGGUUCUGAAGCAAAGAGACUCGUUUAUGUACCAAGAACGCAGACUAUUAUGCAAUGUACUACUACUCAAAAGCCCCUACAAUGUGACGCGCAACAAUUUUACUAUCUAAUGUGUUUUUUUUUUUGCAAAAGCAUUGAAGUGGAUAUUUAGGGUU